UUUCACACUUGCUCUCAAACUCUCAAGACCCUUCUCCACAUUUCACAUCCACUGUCUAUAUAUACAACAAUUCUCAAAUAUCACCCUCAUCAAUAGCUGGAAUCGAUUGUUGUAAUCUUGUUCAAACUUCGAACCCUUUUUCUUUUCGUUUCCUUUUUUCAUAAUGGCUCAAGCACUAUCAACCUCGUCACCUCUUCUACCACAAAAAACAGGGUACUCUGUUAAACAGAGGAACAAUGCUAUUGCACCCUGCAUGGCCUCUUUUCCUUCAAGGAAGGAGUUUCCAAGGGUGAGAGCUCAGGCUUCUGCUGAUAACAAAGACAACUCUGUGGAAGUGCAACAUGUUAAGAAGGGAGACCAAGGAACCGCGGUUGAGAGGAAGCCACGUAGAGCUGCAUUGGACAUUUCACCAUUUGGUCUAUUGGACCCGUGGUCACCCAUGAGGAGCAUGCGCCAGAUAUUGGACACGAUGGACCGAAUUUUCGAAGAUACAAUUACAUUCCCUGGAAGAAACGUUGGAGGAGGAGGUGAGAUCCGUGCCCCUUGGGAUAUCAAAGAUGAAGAACAUGAAAUAAGAAUGAGGUUUGACAUGCCGGGUCUUUCCAAGGAACAUGUUAAGGUUUCGGUGGAGGAUGAUGUACUUGUUAUACGAGGUGGCCACAAGAGUGAACAAGAACAAGGUGGUGGAGAUGAUUCUUGGUCCAGCAGGAGCUAUAGUUCAUAUGAUACACGUUUGAUGCUUCCGGAUAACUGCGAGAAGGACAAGGUUAAGGCAGAGUUGAAAAAUGGGGUGCUUUAUAUCACCAUUCCCAAGACCAAGGUUGAACGCAAGGUUAUUGAUGUGGAAAUUAAGUGAGGCUUAGGCUGUGUUUUGCAACACUGUAUUUUACCAUGUUUUAACGUAUAUAUACCCAUUAUAGGGGUUUAAUAUGUUGUAUGAAGUGUAGAAAAGCUGAAAUAAUUUGCUGUUGUAUAAUUUUCUCGUGAUAUCAGUUUCUUCCU
Molecule: messenger RNA, 1002 nt
Organism: Cajanus cajan (pigeon pea)
Lineage: Eukaryota; Viridiplantae; Streptophyta; Magnoliopsida; Fabales; Fabaceae
Gene: HSP21
Product: heat shock protein 21
Biological process (GO): response to heat
Source: RefSeq, a predicted model, not a curated record